Diorhabda sublineata is the source of this 1536-nucleotide messenger RNA. It is a transcript of the gene beg, whose product is annotated as probable malonyl-CoA-acyl carrier protein transacylase, mitochondrial. Gene Ontology annotation, molecular function: transferase activity. The coding region runs from base 137 to 1345 and encodes 402 amino acids. The transcript has 4 exons. The record is from RefSeq and is a predicted model, not a curated record. Lineage: Eukaryota; Metazoa; Arthropoda; Insecta; Coleoptera; Chrysomelidae.
GGUCUUAUUCUGUACCACAGACAGUGGUAUGUGUUCUGUACGCUGUCCCACUGAAGAAUUUUGUGAGGUUAGUUUCAUGAUUUAAAUGCUAUAUAAACCCAAAUAAUAAUUUAUUAACUGUCGUUAUACCUUUGAAAUGAUUCCACAAAUUAAACCGAGUUUAUUGACUGAAAUUAAACAUGUGUAUCCAAGUGUACGACAAUUCUUUAUUUCGAUUAAAGUAUGUUGUGGAUCAAAAAAUAAAAAAGAAUCUCCUUUAAAAAGAUUAUUAGACGAUUCGUCAACAUUCCAAGAUGUUACUAAGGAAUACAAACAACAAUGGACUACUUUACCAUAUCCUCGAGGUACCAAAAUACGAAAACAAGGCGAUUUCUAUCAAAUGGAAAAAAAAGAUCCAAGAGAUGCGUCUAUUAUCCUCUUCCCCGGCCAAGGAACUCAGUAUGUUGGAAUGGCAAAAGAUCUAAUGAAGUUUCCUAUGGCAAAAGAUCUAUUUGAAUUAGCAAAUUACAUUUUAGGGUAUAAUUUGUUGAAGAUAUGCUUAGAAGGUCCCAAAGAAACAUUAGAUCAAACUAAGUACUGCCAACCCGCAGUAAUGGUUGCAUCAUUAGCAGCACUAGAGCAACUUAAAGAGGAAAGGCCAAAUGCUAUUGCAAACUGUGUAGCAACUGCUGGUUUCAGUUUGGGAGAAAUAACUGCUUUAGUUUUUGCAGGAGCACUUGGAUUUGAAAGGGCUUUGCAGUUAGUUAGAAUCAGGGCUGAGGCUAUGCAAUUGGCUAGUGAUGCCUAUAAAGGUGGUAUGGCAACUGUCAUGUAUGGACCAGAUAGUAAACUAAGUUUAGCAUGUCAAAAAGCCAAAGCUUGGGCUAUGGAUAAAGGAGACCCUCUACCAGACUGUAAAGUAGCAAAUUACCUUUUUCCACAUUGUAAAGUAAUAUCAGGCAGUGAAUCAGCCAUUGAUUUUAUUGAAAAAAAUGCCAAAGAGUUUAAUCUCAAAAAGGUGCGGAGAUUACCAGUUAGCGGAGCUUUUCAUUCAGAAUUAAUGAAGCCAGCAGUGGAAACAUUUAGGAAAGCAUUGGAUAAGUCAGAAGUUAAUGAUCCUGCUAUAAGAGUGUAUUCUAAUGUUGAUGGAAAAUCAUAUAAAAAUGCAGCUCAUAUUAGAUCUCAAUUACCAAAACAGAUAGUAAAGGCAGUUAAAUGGGAACAAUUGUUGCAUACAGUUUAUGAGCGAAAUUCUGGAGAGUACUUUCCAAGAACUUUUGAAGUUGGACCAGGAACAUCCCUUAAAACUAUUCUCAAUCAAGUUAAUGCCAAAGCAGCGGAACAUUGUUAUACUGUAAAAGCUUAAGAUGCAUUAUGACUGAUUUCAUGAAAGACUAAAAUAGUUCGAACAAAAACGGUUUGCAUUGUUUUUUAAUGCAAUGGAAAUAUGAAUGAACUGAAAAAAUAUAAUCGUUGUAGUAAUUGAAUUUUUUGAAAUAUUCAAAAGAUUUUUGUUAUUGAUAAAUAAAAGAUUUUUUAGAAAAUUUUGUAAAUUUA